AUGGCUUUGGUGCUCCCGUUAUUUUCAAGCCAUCAUCUCCACCACCAUAAUCAUCAUCAUCAUCAUCAUCACCUCCCCAUUCGCAAUCCCAUCAGCAAUCAUUCAGUUCAAUCGAUUUCCACCCCAGUUGAGAACAGAAGUGGUCGUCGUAAUUCUCCUCUUGAAGAAAUAACUGAACUUUGCGAAUCAAAAACUCUCAUCAAAGCCUUGAAUUUGAUUCAAGAAAAUCCGGAUAAUAGCUUUCUUGAUCCAACCCAAAAAGCUUUAGCCUUGGGAAUACUCUUACAGGCCUGUGGAGUUGACAAAAACAUUGAAAUAGGAAGAAAAGUCCAUGAAUUAAUUCGGGAGUCGAUCCAUUUGAGAAAUAAUCCUGUACUAAAUACUAGGGUCAUUACAAUGUAUGCAAUGUGUGGUUCUCCCUCAGAUUCCCGCUCUGUUUUUGAUCAAAUACGGGGGAAAAAUCUGUACCAAUGGAAUGCGCUUUUGAGUGGGUAUUCAAGAAAUGAGUCUUACUAUGAUGCGUUGUAUCUUUUUGAUGAAAUGAUCUCAAUAACAGAAUAUAUGCCGGAUAAUUUUACGUUUCCUUGUGUUAUAAAGGCUUGUGGAGGGAUUUUGGAUGUGGGUUUGGGAAUGGCUGUUCAUGGGAUGGUAGUGAAGAUGGGUUUGGCUUCUGAUGUGUUUGUGGGGAAUGCAUUGAUUGCUAUGUAUGGGAGAUUUGGGAUUCUUGAGCAUGCCGACAAGAUGUUUGAGUUUAUGCCUGAGAAGAACUUGGUUUCUUGGAAUUCUAUGCUUUCCGUUCUGUCCGAAAAUGGGUGUUUUCAAGAAAGUUUUAAUUUUUUUAGAGAAUUGUUAAUGGGUUUGGAUGGAUUGGUUCCUGAUUCAGCUACAAUGGUGACUAUUUUGCCUGCUUGCGCAGGGGAAGGGGAUUCCGUGAUGGGAAAGGCUGUUCAUGGUUUAGUGGUGAAAUUUGGGAUGAGUGGGGAUGUAAUGGCGAGCAAUGCACUAAUUGACAUGUAUUCAAAAUGUGGGCUUUUGGAGGAUGCCCGAGUUACUUUUGACUUGAAUGAUAGCAAGAAUGUAGUAUCUUGGAAUUCAAUGAUUGGGGGGUAUUCUAGAAAAGGACUUAUUGAUGGAACAUUUGACCUUGUGAGGAAGAUGCAAAUGGAAAGGGAUAAGUUCAAGGCUAAUGAACUAACAGUGUUGAACGUAUUGCCUUGUUGUCAGGAGGCUUCAGAGCUAUUGUAUUUGAAGGAACUUCAAGGGUAUUCUAUUAGACAUGGGUUUGUAAAAGAUGAAUUGUUAGCGAACGCUUUUAUUACAGCAUAUGCUAGAUGUGCUUUAUUAAGUACGGCCGAGUGUCUGUUUGAUAAAUUGGAGAGGAAAGCAGUGAGCUCCUGGAAUGCACUUAUAGGUGGAUGUGUACAGAAUGGGAAUCCAUCCAAAGCAUUAGAAAAGUAUCUUGAAAUGGCACAUUCAGGAAUUGACCCUGACUUGGUUAGCAUUAGUAGCCUUCUUUUAGCUUGUAAUCAUUUGAAAUCACUAUGGUAUGGUAAAGAAAUUCACGGUUUUGUUCUUAGAAAGGGGUUAGAAAUUGAUUCGUUUAUCAGUACUUCACUGCUUUCACUUUACUUUAGUUGUGAUAUUCCAGCACAUGCACAAGUUCUAUUUGACAGCAUGGAGACAAGAGGGUUAGUGUCUUGGAAUGCAAUGAUUGCAGGGUACUUGCACUAUAGACUGCCUUGUGCAGCUUUGGAUAUCUUUCGUGAAAUGGUAUCUGAUGGUAUCCAACCUAAAGAAAUUACUAUAGUAGGUGCCCUAGGUGCUAUUUCACGGUUGUCAGCUUUGCAUCUUGGGAAAGAAGCUCAUUGCUUCGCUCUGAAGGUUGACUUAAUGAAGGAUAGUUUGAUUAAUUGUUCAUUAAUCGACAUGUAUGCCAAAAGUGGGUCAAUAGAAUUAUCCCAAACAGUUUUUGAUCAGGUACAGGAUAAAGACACUGCAUUAUGUACAGCUAUGAUUUCUGGCUAUGCAAUUCAUGGAUAUGGAAAGAAGGCUCAUAUGCUAUUCCAGAAACUGAAAAAGCUUGGCUUGAAGCCCAACCUCUGUACAUUUUCUAAUAUCCUAAUUGCAUGUAACCAUGCUGGAAUGAUUGAACAGGGACUUAGUUAUUUAACCGAAAUGCAUGCUUUUCACAACAUAGAGCCUAAGUUGCAGCAUUAUGCAUGUGUAAUUGACAUGCUCGGUCGUGCAGGACGAUUUGUUGAUGCUUUAGAGCUAAUUGCUAGUAUGCCUAUUAAACCUGAUGCCAGAAUUUGGAGCUCAUUGCUUAGUUCCUGUAGAAAUCACCGUGAGUUGGAUUUGGGAAAUGAAUUUGCUGAGAAAUUGUUAGAAUUGGAGCCAAGCAGAGCUGAAAGUUAUAUUCUAGUCUCUAACUUCUUUGCUGGUUUUGGGAAGUGGGAUGAUGUGAGAAGGGUCAGGGGUAUAAUGAAAGAGAUGGGACUGCAGAAGGAUGUUGGUUGUAGUUGGACCGAAGUUGGAGGGAAAACUUAUAGCUUCAUUGUUAGUGACGAAAUGCUUCCUGACUCAGAAGAGAUUAGGCUUAUGUGGAAGACAUUAGAGUAGAAAAUAACUGAUACGGGAUAUUUCCCUAA
Molecule: messenger RNA, 2648 nt
Organism: Coffea eugenioides
Lineage: Eukaryota; Viridiplantae; Streptophyta; Magnoliopsida; Gentianales; Rubiaceae
Product: pentatricopeptide repeat-containing protein At1g18485
Exons: 1
Coding region: 1-2619 (872 amino acids)
Biological process (GO): RNA modification
Molecular function (GO): protein binding; RNA binding
Source: RefSeq, a predicted model, not a curated record